AUGAAGCAUGUGGAGGAAGAAGAGGAACCUGAAUUAUUCCGAGGUGCUGCCCUUUAUCGAGAAUGGGGUUGUCGCUUUACCACCUUGAAACAGUUUGUAAAAGCUAUCGAGUACUUUAUCAAGUCAAUGGAAUUGAGUGAUGGAAAUGAUUUGAAAACUUUGUUGGGUCUAACGAGUGCCCUCACCUCUAUACAUAAAUAUAAAGCAGCUGCUAAAAUAGUUGACAUGUGCAUGAAAACUGACCCGAACAACUAUAAAGUGAUAUGGGCUCGAAUUGAGACCCUCUAUAAGAUCACUGAAUUCGAGGAGAGUCUGAUUUACGCUUAUCAGGGCCGUCGACUGAGGCCAUUUCCUUUUAAAUGGGGCAUUUAUCAGGCGAAUGAGACUAUCGAGGAUUGCGUUGGUAAUAAUACCUCGUCUAUCGUUCUCAAGGAAUUGUAUCCCUGGAUAAAGGAGAUGGAACAUUUUUUUAAACAACUCAACGCUCAAGGGGACCAGAUAAAAGAUGAAUUUGAAGGAAUCGACGAGAACAAAUCGAAAUUUAAAGUCAAUGAUACGACAUUGAAGAAAGAGGCAUAUUUAAGAAAGCAUCAAUCAUUUGUCGCUGAAAUUUAUCUGAGAUCAUUGGCAAAAGAUAAGCAUUUUGUCGAAGAAAUUCUACAGAGAGCGGAAAUAUGGUCUGCCAAUAAGGAGAGUAGCAGAGAAUUGGAAAAUUUGGCAAAAUUGUGUUUUACACGUCUACAUAAUCGACAGGAAAUGUUACGUGUACGUCGGCCCUUAUUAGCUGAGAGAAUAAAAACGUUAUUAGACAAUAAUUCUCAGAAGAAAUUGCCAAUAAAAAAUGAAUGUCUCGAGAAACUCUAUAAUAUUAUUGCAUUGACGUACAUUCAGUCGAGGGAUUUGUCGAAAAUAAAAGAUGAAGAAAUGAAAAAAAUUUAUUUAAAACAUCAUAUUGGAAUAAAAGUGGGAAAAUUACCGCGCGAUGAGGAUAUCGGUUGGGUACCAACUGCAAAAAAGAAAAAGGCCCUACAGGAAAUUAAAAAUAGACUCGCAAUGACAAACAAUUUUUUGGAGCUUGCUUGGAUUUUUCAUGAUUUCAGUAAAUUACUUAUGGAAAAAAAUAGCUACGAAUGGGCAAGACAUUACGCGAGAAAAUCACGUGACAAUAGUUUGGAGAUAAAUAAUGAAUUUUGGUUUAUAAAUGCCACUCAUUUAUUAUUAAGAAUUGAAAUACAUCAGAAUAAUAUAACAGAAGCAAUGGACGCAGCAUUAAUGGCAUUGUCGUGCGCAAGAAAGUUGAAAGAGGAAAAUAGAAAAACAUUUUCUUUUUUUGAUUAUCUCGUGGAUUUCUAUCAAGGAAUUAUUGAAAUCCUCAAUGAAACGGAUGUUGAGAAAAUGGCUUUUGUCGACAAUAUUGCCAUAAGGGAACAAUUGAUUGUCGAUUUAAUGCCAAUCGAACUGAAACCGAAAAUGGAUUAUAUUUUACGUCGAAUGAGAGUAAUUCCAUCGAAUCGACGAUUUUCAAUAAUGCCCGGUUGUAAACCAAUUGACAACAAGUUGAAUCUUACAUUUUCAAUGAUCAAUAAUAAGAAAAAUACAAUUUUCAAUAAUAGUAAUAGUGGUGGUGCGCCGAGGGAUCAUGAAAAAGAAAUGAGAAAAACGUUUCUUCAAUUCUACACGCCGUCAAAGAAAAUUCCUGGUCUUCUCGAUUUUGACGAUUACAUUUAGUUGCAAGGGUUUAUUCUUUAUAUCUCUUUCAAUGUUACUUUUAAGUAACAUUAAUGUUACUUAAAAGUAACAUUGCUGUUGCAUUUUUUUAAAAUAAAAUUUCUAACAUGUCACACUUACGUUACUUUUUUUUAAAUUUUCUAUAUAAAAUUUUUUA
This is a messenger RNA of Leptopilina heterotoma, 1885 nucleotides long. Its product is annotated as outer dynein arm-docking complex subunit 4-like. The coding region runs from base 1 to 1728 and encodes 575 amino acids. The record is from RefSeq and is a predicted model, not a curated record. Gene Ontology annotation, molecular function: protein binding. NCBI's taxonomy places the organism in Eukaryota, Metazoa, Arthropoda, Insecta, Hymenoptera, Figitidae. The transcript has 5 exons.